Messenger RNA from Amphimedon queenslandica, 6292 nucleotides. RefSeq lists its product as uncharacterized. The transcript has 10 exons. Gene Ontology annotation, biological process: spindle organization; mitotic cell cycle; establishment of meiotic spindle localization. NCBI's taxonomy places the organism in Eukaryota, Metazoa, Porifera, Demospongiae, Haplosclerida, Niphatidae. Gene Ontology annotation, molecular function: calmodulin binding. The record is from RefSeq and is a predicted model, not a curated record. The coding region runs from base 36 to 6212 and encodes 2058 amino acids. Gene Ontology annotation, cellular component: spindle pole.
CGCCUUUCUUUAUUGACCACGCCCACUCAGAUUCAAUGCUUCAGCUAACAGAGCAACGUGAAGAGGCGAGACCAGUUAUGGCUGAAGGAUUGGCGGUGAAAACUAUUAAACUUUUGAAUAAAAGAACAGAAAUAUGUGAUGUUGAACUGAUCAGCUACUCAAAUGAGCAGAUUCCAUUUAACAUUGAUUUCAAUUUGAAUAUCAAAAAGAGGAUUAGCUUUUUAGAAAUGAAGAAAAAAAUCAGUUCAAAGAUAUUUCCUUUACUGCCUAUGCUGAGUCGCCAAUCGAAAGUGGUACACAAUGGGCAGCUGAUAGUGUACUUGGAGUUGAGAGCUAGCGGCAUAUCUUCUCAAAACAAAUUUAAAAAUGUUUUUGAUAGUUUGAGGAAAAUGAAAUGGGUUGCUACAGCCACUCCUACUGAUAACGUAAAAGUCUUCAUUAUACCAACUUCAUCUCUGACACAUGAACUGGGUCUGACUAGUGAGGAGUACUCCAUUGGUCUUCAUGCUUUGUUUGUCUUAUUGGAGGAAGGUGGAUCAUCUUACCACUCCCAGUCUUUAGGAUCUGGUUCCCAAAAUUCAGGAUCUGGUACCUGUUCUUUAGAAAUAGAAACAGUCCCGUCUCAAGCUGUCACAUUUAAUGAGCUAAUAGGUCCUAAUGAUGAAGUGGGUUCUGUUACCAAGAGAUCUUCUGAUGUUUCUAGCAGUGUAAUAAGAAUGACUGUGCCAGAGCCUCACUAUGCUAGAGAUUGUGGCAUUGUAGAGUAUAGAGUUGAGAUCACUACAAUAACUCAAGAUAUUUCAUCGGAUAUAUUUAGUGAGGUAACCAUAGUAACACAGGAUAACGAGGAGGGAGAAGUAGAUGUUCUUUCCUGUGAUGCUGAUCAGUUAUUGAAAGGACUUCAAGAGGAGGAGGAGCAGCUACAAGACAAGAGACAGGAAGAGGAGGAGAAAGGAGAAGAAGAGACUGUCACUUCAACUUUUGAAAAGAAGCGUGUGAGCAUAGAAGAAUAUAGAGAUCGUAAAUCAAAGCCGACAGUUUCUGAAUCACCUCAACCGCCGACCUCUAAUCAAAUAAGUGCCAGUCCUUCGUUAACACAACAGCAGCAGGUUCCUUAUUGCCAGCCUGUUGUUGUGGGUGGGGCCCUCCCUCCUCAGAACGUGUUAAGUAAUUAUUAUUCAUUAUCAAGGACUCAUUAUCCGCCCACACUUCCUUAUAUGGGGACACCUAAUCACUUGCUCUCCUCUCAUAUGCACUCUUAUAUUCCACGCCCUCCAAUUAACACGCCCAUAGCUCCAAUUAAUGCCCCUCUUCAACCGGGGCAGUUCCAACAGUUGUCCUCCAUUCUUCAAGCUGAAGAUUUCAUCAGAGAGAACAACAGGAGGAAAAGGUCCCGUCAUUAUUAUCGGAGCCGGUCUCGUUCCCGGAGCCCCUCCUCUAGUAAUUCCCGAACCCGUUCUCGUAGGACCCGUUCUCGUUCCCAUUCCAGGAGCCACUCUCGUUCCACUUCUUGGAGUCCUCCUCGUUCCAAUUCGAGGACUCGUUCUCAUAGGACUCAUUCUCGUUCCAGAAGUCAUUCCUAUUCCAGGAGCCGUUCCCCUAGCCCGCCCGUCAGAGACAGGCACUCUGAGGUACCAACCGGAGGAGGAGGAGGAGCCGCUCCCUCUAAAGACAAGCAAUGUCAAACUAGUAACACUGUAUCACUCAAAUCAAAAAGAAUUCAAGUAGACACGUCUUAUUUUAACUACUCCAUAGGGACACAGACAGCGAAAACAAGAGUAUUCAAUAGCAGUAGCCAAACUCACCACACUUGUAUUCAUGACAGUGUAGCAGAGCUGAACGCUCUCUUCUCCAGUGAGAUUGAAGACUCACUGAUUGAAGAACAUUACAAGAUACUGGAGGAGUGUAUUGAUUCACAUUGUCCUCCUAAUGUCAAUAGGAAUGAGUCACCCCUAUCAGGUUGUUCACAUAUCAGUGAGGGGAUCUGGAGCGGAGAGGAUCAUGAUGAUGUCAUCAAUACAUCAGAUGAUGUCAUCAAUUCAUCAGGUGAUGUCAUCAAUACAUCAUGUGAUGUCAUCAAUACAUCAUGUGAUGUCAUUGUUGAAUCUUCACAAGAGGAAUGUGUUGCAGUUGAUGUUAAGAAUCAUGUGGAGAUGAUUGAUCAUAAAGAAACCAGUGAUCACGUAGAUAUCACUGAUGAUCAAGGAAUCAGUAAUCAUGUAGAUAUCACUGAUCAUGUAGAGAUCAGUGAUGAUCAAGGAAUCACUGAUCAUCAAGAUAUCACUGAUCAGGGAGAGACCAAGGAUUGUGUUGGUCCUGAAUUAAACUCAGUAUCAAGCGUCAAUGAUAAUUUAAUGGGACCAACGCCAAUGGUACUAGAGGAGGAGGAAGGCACUGAUGAGGUAAUUACUCCUUUGUCUCCUCUCAAUGAUAUUUCUGUGUCUGAUAGCUCGUUAAGGAUCAAGAGUUCCUCAGCUCCGCCCACUUUAAUUAAUAACAUGUAUGGCAAUAUAUUGGAAAGAGUUCGUGUUCAUAUUUUAAGAUCCAAAAGUGUUUCUCCUUCAAUUGGUGAAGUACUACCUCCUCUACCUCCUUCAUCCCCUCCUCCUCCUGGUCCUCCCCCUCCUCCUCCUGGUCCUCCUCCUCCUUCAUCCCCUCCUCCUCCCCCUCCCCCUGGUCCUCCUCCAACUGCUCCUCAUUCUGACCCAUCUCUUUUUCUACCUCUUCCUACUCCUUCACUUCUUUCUACUCCAUUUAUUCAUGAUCAGCCUCCUGUUCAUGCUCCGCCUCCUAUUUAUGCUCCGCCCCAUUCUGUUUAUGCCCCAUCCCCUUCUGCUCCUCUUCUCUCUGCUCUGCCCCCUCCUGCUCAUGUUCUUCAUGCUCCGCCCCUUCAUUCUUCUGUGUAUGCUCCUUCUCAUCAAGUUCAAUAUGCUGCGGCUCCACUCACUUUUCCCCCGCCCCCUUGUCCAUCCAUUCAGUCUCCGAUAGGAUACCAUUCAGUCCUUCGUACUCAGAACAAUAGAAACUCUAUUAAUGACCACAUGGAAGCAUUCCCACUUUCUCCUGAGAUUGAAGAUGGCGAAAUUGUUGAAGAAAACGAUUGUUACUGUCAGUCUCCUCUCAUUACGUCUCCUGUCACUUCUGACGGUCAUUUCACUGAUGUGUCCAGCCACUCUGAGAAGCUUCGCUGUGAUUAUACUUCAGAAGAAGAGGAGGAGGAGGAGGAGGAGCCUGUUCCUCCAUCAGCUGCCACCAGUAGGGAUAUUAUUAAUAAUUUAUUCAGUAUACCAGCCCCAGCGUUCCCUUCAAUAGUCUUGUUACAAUCAGUCUCAAGAGGAUUCCUUAUAAGGAGGUAUAGAAAGAGGGUAUGUAACGCAGUCCUCACCAUACAGAGAUACGCCCGUGGGUACAUUGCUCGCUCAAAGUACACUAGAAUGCGUACAAGUGUCGUCAUACUUCAGGCUAAUCUUAGAAUGUACUUGGGUAGAUCCUCUUACCUUAAGUUACGGUCCAAUGUAGUUAAGCUUCAGUCGUUUGUACGCAUGGUAAUCAUUAGGAGGUGGUACAGGAGAGCUCUAGCUGGUAUCAGAUCAGUCCAGUCUCUUUAUAGAGGACAUAGGGCUAGAAGAGCUUUCAGGAGAGCAGUAAGAGGAUUUACCUCAUUUCAAUUAUUGUACAGGAAGUACAUUAAAGCCAAGAGGAGGGUUCUUGCAGCUGUGAUAGUGUUACAACGCUCUGUUAGGCGUUACCUCUCUCGUUUGAAAUAUACUAAGUUGGUCAAUAAAUCUGCUGUCACUAUACAGUCGGCUUUUAGAGGAUUCAUUAGUCGGAGGGAACUUAGAAUAAACGACAGCAUGGAGCUAGCAGUUUUAAGUGAUGGUACACUGACUGCUUCAGAGAGCAACUCUCCCGCUCGCUGCACCUCACCCCCUGUUGCUAUGGACACUGAUGCUAUGGCGACAGUUACUAUGGCGGCAGUUACUUUGAAAACCGAGCCAGUAGAGACUGUAGUAUCUAGCGUUACCACCUCAAGUAUCUCUUCUACUGUCUCUCCGUUAAUCACAGCCACUCCUUCAGUAAAAUGUACUAACACCAUCAGUUCUUCUUUUCCUGUUACAACUAGUGUACCUCCUAUACCAAACAGUAGCAUCAGCUCCUUUGUAUCAGCUAGUAUAUCACCUGUUUAUUCAGCACCAGCAAACACUAAUCCCAUUAGCCCUUCUUUACCUGUUAGACCUCCUGCUCCUUUUACAGUAGACAGUAGUACCAGCUCUAGUCCACUAGCUGUUCCUGCUAUGUCUCCAGUAGAUGUUACUUCUAAUGUCACUAGUUCCUCCAUUCCUCUUAGUGUUAGUCUUUGUCGUUCAUCUCUUUCUGAUGUCACACCGUAUACUGUCUCCUCUUUGCCAAAGUUUUACAGUUUUACAACAUCCUCAGGUACUUUUACAGUACCUAUUGAUCAUGAUCAUAUAUCAGUUGUCACGACACAGCUAUCAUCGCCUCACAUUACCAGUACUUCAUACAGCACUCCUCCCACUUGUGUGCUGUCUUUAAAUGUGAUGGCUUCAAACUCAGGAAUAUAUGCUCUACCUACUCUAACUGUCAUGGUUCCACCUCAAGGCAAAGUGUUGGUGAAUACUCCAAAGUCUUUACAAAGCAAUAUUAGGAGAAAGUCAAAAGAGCCUUCACCGGAAAAAUUUGACUUGCCUUACACAGUAAAGCAAGGGAAGCAAGCUUCAUCAACGGAGUCUUCUGCUGAUAUUGGUAUAAGGUAUGUCACUAGGAGAGUCCGUGAUGCUGUGAGAACAAUUGAAAAAUAUUUUAUAAGUUAUAAGGAAGCUAAAGCUGUUAGGAGACAGUUCCUGGCCAUGAGGAAAGCUGCUUCAGUUAUACAGCGAAACUGGAGGGUCUGUAAACUGAUAAGUAGAUUAAAGAGGUUUAUAGAAGAAAGGCAGGAAGAAAUGGCCAUGCAACGUGCAGCAGCUUUCACUAGAAUGACUAGAAGUAAAACUAAAACCACUCCUUCAAAUAGUAAGUACUGUCCUGGAUGUAAGUCAAAUUAUUGUCAGGAGGAACAAAUGAAGAUAUCUCUUGGUACCAAGCGCAGUAGAAGCAACACCAAAUCACCAGAAAAUAAAGAAAUAGCUAGUGCCAAUGAACCAGAGGUCAGGCAUUCUAAAUUAGCAGAAUCAACUCGUAAAAGUCCACAAUCAGUUAAUUAUCAUCCAAAAAAUAAGUAUCAAAAAUUGGCGAAUGAUAAUCCGAAAUCAGCUCAUAAUCAACCAAAAUCAUCUAAUGAUAAUCCUAAUAAUCAUCCACAAUCAGCUAAUAAUCAUCCACAAUCAGCUAGUGAUCAUCAAAAAUCAUUUAGUGAUCAUCAAAAAUCAGUUAGUGAUCAUCAAAAGUCAGCUAGUGAUCAUCAAAAAUCAGCUAGUGAUAAUCAAAAAUCAGUUAGUGAUCAUCAAAAAUCAGUUAGUGAUCAUCAAGAAUCAGCUAGUGAUCAUCAAGAAUCAGCUAGUGAUCAUCAAGAAUCAGCUAGUGAUCAUCAAGAAUCAGCUAGCGAUCAUCAAGAAUCAGCUAGCGAUCAUCAAAAAUCAGCUAGUGAUCAUCAAAAAUCAGUUAGUGAUCAUUCAAAUUCAAUACCUGAUGCUGGAGUUGAAGUAGCUUCAGGUGAUCAAGUAGAGCCAACAGCUGCUAAGAGUGUCCCUAUUUCAAGUAGUGAGGACUCCACACUUGCUAAUGACACUAAAGUAUGUGAAUCAGGAGUAGCCAUUGCUGCAAAGGAGCCAUUACUUGCAACUCCAGUUAGCUACAGUCUCUUAGGCUCAAUGCAACACCAGCAGCAACCAUUGACUACCAACUGGUCAAAUGAGUCAAGCGCUAGUAUUUCUUACUCUGCUCCUCCUCUCAUUCCUUCCGGUCCUCGCAAUCAUAAACCAGUUUCAUCAUCUUUAGUCCCUUCUUUAUGGCUUGGCCCUCCAAGUCAUCAUCACAACUAUUCAUUCUAUCCACACCAGCAUCUGUUCUUUCCUCCUCCUCCUCACCCCAGGAGACAUGGUUCACCUCAGAGACUCCAUAUUUAUCCUCAUCGAUAUCAUCACCACUAUAGAGGCCUUCCUUAUCCCAGCCCUCCUUCAGUCUAUAGGGACUUUAGUGAUCACAGAGGUGGUUUUCGCUCACCACCUCACUUUCACCCACCGUGGUAUAAAUAAGAUCCUUAAGACUGGAUAUUAUUAAUAAUAAUUAUUUUGAUUUUUUCAUUUACUAUGAUUUUAUGCAGAAAUUAUCAUAA